Molecule: messenger RNA, 823 nt
Organism: Camellia sinensis
Lineage: Eukaryota; Viridiplantae; Streptophyta; Magnoliopsida; Ericales; Theaceae
Product: homeobox-leucine zipper protein ROC8
Source: RefSeq, a predicted model, not a curated record
UAAUGUUGUAUGUUGCAGUGAUCUGUUCAGCUGAAGGUAAGAAUAGCAUAAUGAACCUUACACACAGGAUGGUCAAGAACUUGUGUGCAAACUUAACCAUGGAACAUAACCAACUGGAUAUUCCUCAUCUAUCUGAAGUCAACAACAACAGUGGAUUUCGAGUCUCCUUUCGCAAGAACACUGGACUAAUCGGCCAAUCCGAUGGCUUCAUCGUCACUGCUGCUACCUCCCUUUGGCUCCCUCUCUCAUCUCAAGCUCUCUUUGGUUUCUUCAGAGAUGAAAAAAUGCGAGCUCAGUGGGACGUGCUCUCUAAUGGGAAUCCAUCCCAAGAAAUUGCUAGUAUCUCAUACGGAAAUCAUCCGGAAAAUCGUAUAUCUAUCCUUCAGCCUCUGAUUACCUGUGACAACAACAUGCUUGUGGUUCAAGAAACCUGCAUUGAUCCUCUUGGAACAAUAGUGGCAUAUGCACCAAUUGACCUAAAAUGUCUGGAUAUGGCAGCAAAUGGUGUGGAUUCUUCCAACAUACCAAUACUUCCAUCAGGAAUCAUAAUCUCCAGUGAUGGCCAUCCAAUUCUUGCCACCAGAGACGGUGCUUCAACUUCAAGCGCAACCACCACUGUCACUGGUGGUGUUGGUGGUUCCAUUCUCACGGUGGCUUUUCAGAUACUGGCGUGUGAGGCGUCAUCUUCCAAAAAGUUGAACAUGGAGUUUGUGAGUAGCAUCAAUGCUCUUAUUAACUCCACUGUUCAGAAUAUAAAGUCUGCUUUUAAUUGCACUGGGCUUUGAUUGACCUCUCUUGCCUCUUGGUGGUUUGAUGGAUUUGU